This is a messenger RNA of Cornus florida, 1427 nucleotides long. RefSeq names its product DNA repair protein XRCC2 homolog. Bases 123 to 1265 code for a protein of 380 amino acids. Lineage: Eukaryota; Viridiplantae; Streptophyta; Magnoliopsida; Cornales; Cornaceae. Gene Ontology annotation, molecular function: DNA binding; ATP binding; ATP-dependent DNA damage sensor activity. The record is from RefSeq and is a predicted model, not a curated record. The transcript is spliced from 10 exons. Gene Ontology annotation, cellular component: Rad51B-Rad51C-Rad51D-XRCC2 complex; replication fork. Gene Ontology annotation, biological process: double-strand break repair via homologous recombination.
GUUGUCAAGGAAGGAGUGUUUUGUUCUACCGCCCGCCCAAUAGUUGAAGAGAAGCAAAUAAAAACUGCUUACUCCAUCGUGGAACUGGAGGAAAAGCAAGCAAGCGUAGGAGUGUAAAAGAAAUGAGAUCAUCAGCAGCAAAAGCAAAAGCAAAAGGAAAAGGAAUCGAAUGGAUCGAGGGAGACGAGAGCGCCAAAGAAAUGCUGGCUAGGGUUCUGAGGGAGCGACCCUUGUUGCUUAUCCCUCCUCUCCACAGGGUCCCUCUGCGCGUCGGCAACGUCGUCGAGAUCGUUGGGCCCUCUCCUUCGGCCAAAACCCAGAUCUUGAUUGAGGCCGCAAUUAGUUGUAUUCUUCCUAAAGAAUGGAAUGGUGUGCACUAUGGAGGCUUGGAGCGUUUAGUGAUGUUCUUCGAUUUGAACUGUCGAUUCGAUAUUGUACGCCUCUCACAAUCGUUAAAGCAUCGAAUAGUGGAAUGUAAUGGAUCAAGAAUCAAUUUAACUUGCGAGCAAAAUGAUGUUAACGUUUCUAAGUAUAAUUUGAAGGAGCCACGUAUUGGAUAUGACAAGGAAUUGUUUGCAGCAUGCAUGAGACGGUUCUUGCAUGUUCGUUGUUAUGAUAGUAUGGAAUUUCUUUCAACUCUUAAGACAUUGCAUUAUCAACUUCAGAAGGAGAAAGAAGCUCAUGGUGUCGGAGUGCAUUUUCUUAUGAUUGACAGUAUUGGAGCUUUUCACUGGAUUGAUCGUGCUUCAACGUCUUUACCACUAACUGGCAAAAGCAGGAAAAGCUUCUCUUUUCAAAAUGUGUCAGAAACUGUUGUUCAAGAGAUCCGAAAGCUUCUGCUGGUGCAUCCCAUGCUUGUUUUAGCUACAAAAGCGGCUAAUUUAGGUGACAAAUAUUCAACAAAGGAAGUUAACAGGUAUUCAAGAAAAUGGCCUUCACAAAAUGUCUCAAAUUCGAGAACUAUAAGAAGUGAUCCUGAAAAACUGUCGUAUCGUGAAUAUAUGCCUGCUGUCUGGCAGUCCUUUGUUACACACAGAAUACUUGUGCGAGCUUCAGAUGAUGGUGGUAGUAGUAAUCAAAACCACCCUAUCUAUUUAUCAGAAUGGUUGUUGCCGCCACUAAGUUUGGUUAAUAAAUUUAUAAUUCGAGAUCUUGCAGGCUGGCGUGUUAAUUAUAUCAUGAAGUGCAUAUUGCCGCCGCUAAGUUUGGUCAAAAAUUAUUUCAUAUUGCCCUAUGUCACUUAUUCUCAUUACCUUUUUAUAUGAAUUUUGGUUGAAUUUAUGUUUUAUUUUAUUUAUAUAUUUUUAAUUUUUGAUAGGAAAACACUUACAAACCCACAAUGCCCUUUAAGGGCUUGAACUCUCGACCUUCUCCUUUAUAAGGUGAAAAAGUACCUUAAAAAUAUAUUUAAAAAACCUUUUGUGACU